UGACACGCGCGUGACCAAAUUCCUCAUUUGAAUUCGGACCUAAGCGCCGUUUUAUGAAAUCCACUUUAAUCCAACCCAACACAUCCACAUUCAAAAUCGCGUCCACUCCCCUCGCUCCUCUGUUCAAAUCGCAGAACACUUCGUUCUUUGUUCUCACUCUCUUCUCUCUCUCACACUGUCGCUCUCUCGCAGGAGGGUUUCCAGUCCCGAGGCUGAUUUGAAUUGGCUUGAGAUGGAGAAUUCCGAAUCGGCGCAGAGCGUGCGGGUUGCCGUCAACAUUCGGCCUCUGAUCACGUCGGAGCUUAUGCUCGGGUGCACAGAUUGCAUCUCCGUCGUCCCUGGUGAACCUCAGGUGCAAAUUGGGUCACACGCUUUCACUUAUGACUAUGUUUAUGGUAGUACGGGAUCUCGGUCGUCUGCAAUAUACGAUGAUUGCGUAGCUCCACUUGUAGAUGCGCUUUUCAAUGGCUACAAUGCAACCGUUCUUGCGUAUGGCCAGGUUACCCACCAUAACAUCUUCCAGGGAAUAGGUACAUGA
Molecule: messenger RNA, 538 nt
Organism: Cajanus cajan (pigeon pea)
Lineage: Eukaryota; Viridiplantae; Streptophyta; Magnoliopsida; Fabales; Fabaceae
Source: RefSeq, a predicted model, not a curated record